Naegleria gruberi is the source of this 1206-nucleotide messenger RNA. RefSeq lists its product as uncharacterized. NCBI's taxonomy places the organism in Eukaryota, Heterolobosea, Eutetramitea, Acrasida, Naegleriidae. The annotation marks the transcript as partial. Gene Ontology annotation, cellular component: chromosome; cytoplasm. Gene Ontology annotation, biological process: double-strand break repair via homologous recombination. The record is from RefSeq and is a predicted model, not a curated record. The transcript has 4 exons. Gene Ontology annotation, molecular function: ATP binding; nucleic acid binding; four-way junction helicase activity.
AUGCACUUGACUUUGAAAAAGUAUUUUAAAUUGGAAGAAUUUCGUCCAAAUCAAUUUGAAAUUAUUUUCAAUCUUGUUAAAAACAAACAAGAUACACUUGUCAUAUUACCUACUGGUGGUGGUAAAAGUUUAUGUUAUCAAUUACCUUCAUUAAUUUUACCUGGUGUUACUCUUGUUGUUUCUCCAUUGAUUUCUUUAAUGCACAAUCAAGUACAAGCACUUGAUCAUUUAUCAAUUCCUUCAAAUUAUUGGAAUUCAAGUCAGAAAAAGUCAGAAAUUCAAAAAAUUCAAUCAGAUUUAGAAUCUGGAAAUCCAAAUUACAAACUUUUAUAUGUAACACCUGAAUUAUUAACAAGUAAUCAAACAUUUCAAUCUAUAAUGAGAUUAUUAGCGAGUAGAGAUCAAUUAUCUUUAAUAGCUAUCGAUGAAUCACAUUGUAUUUCAUCAUGGGGACAUGAUUUUAGAAAAUCAUUCAGACAAUUGAAUUUCCUCAAAGAUACAUUUCCUCAAGUUCCAAUUAUUGCCUUAACUGCAACUGCAACUGAAAAAGUAAGAUCAGAUAUUGUUGAAAGUCUGAAAAUGAGAAAUCCUAAAUGCUUUAUUACCUCAUUCAACAGACCUAAUAUUUCAUAUGAAAUUAGAUAUAAGGAUAUAUUACAUAAUCCAUAUGAAGAUUUACGUAAUUUUUUAAAUGAACAUGCCCAAGAAUGUGGUAUUAUUUAUUGUAGAACUAGAAAUCAAGUCGAUGAACUUGUAUUACAAUUAUCAAUGGAAAAGGAUAAAGGUGGUAAAGACUUGUUCUCAUGUAAAUCAUAUCAUGCUGGAUUGAAAUUGAGCGAAAGAAAAACAGUUCAAACUGAUUGGUUAGAAGGAAAAACUAAAAUAAUUGUUGGUACAAUUGCUUAUGGUAUGGGUAUUGAUAAGAAGGAUGUUAGAUUUGUUGUACACUAUGGUAUGCCAAAAUCAUUAGAAGGAUUUUAUCAAGAGUCAGGAAGAGCUGGUAGAGAUGGUAAAAAAGCUAAAAGUUUGCUCUAUUAUUGUAGUAGAGAAAAGAAUUCAAUUCAAUUCUUAAUUUCUAGAGAAGAAAAAUUAACUCAGGAUCGUAUUCUUGCUGUUGAACAGGGGUUUAAUAAGGUUUGUGAAAUGUGUGAAACUGCUUGUUGUAGAAGAAAAUUUGUAUUGGAAUUCUUUGGUGAAAGUUAUGAU